Psilocybe cubensis is the source of this 528-nucleotide messenger RNA. RefSeq lists its product as uncharacterized. The coding region runs from base 1 to 528 and encodes 175 amino acids. Gene Ontology annotation, molecular function: oxidoreductase activity, acting on NAD(P)H, oxygen as acceptor. Lineage: Eukaryota; Fungi; Basidiomycota; Agaricomycetes; Agaricales; Agrocybaceae. The transcript is spliced from 5 exons. The record is from RefSeq and is a predicted model, not a curated record. Gene Ontology annotation, cellular component: intracellular anatomical structure.
AUGUAUCAUCUGAAUCUUCGGUGCAAGAAGCGUUUGCGGCGAUCUUCAAUACUUUCGGGCGGAUCGAUGCUGUCGUCGCCUCAGCAGGUCUGGUUCCAUAUAUUUAUCUUACACGCUUCUCGAUACACUCAUACGGUACACACUGCAGGCAUCGUUGAAACAUAUUCAGCACUUGAUUACCCUGCUGAACGAAUCAAGCGUCUCUUCGACAUCAACGUUCAUGGAGUGCUUUAUACAGCUCGCGAGGCGGCGCGCCUCAUGAUUCCCCAAGGAGGAGGAUCCAUCAUUUUGAUAUCCAGCAUGAGCGCCAAUAUUGUUAAUGUACCACAGCUCCAAACUCCAUAUAAUGCAUCCAAAGCCGCAGUCAAGCAUAUGGCUGCGAGUCUAGCAGUUGAAUGGGCCAAGCACAAUAUUCGUGUCAAUGCAUUAAGUCCAGGGUAUAUGGCCACCAAGCUGACCAAAACGAUCCUAGAGAAGGACAGUGAACUCAAGGUACGGGGAGAAGGUCUACUUAUUGACAUUGGAUGA